AUGUUCCAGAAGAGCUUCAACUACUGCCGCAUGGGCGACGACUACAGCUACCACCACCGGCCCGGCAAGAAGCAAAAGCAGACUGGGUUCAUGCUUCUGUGCGAGGUGGCGCUGGGCGACAUGAACGCCAUCAAGGAGGCGGCCUACAUGGAGAAGGCGCCCGAGGGCACCCACUCGACGAAGGGCAUCGGCCAGCGCGGGCCGGACUUCAGCAAAUCGAUCGUGCUGCCCAGUGGCGUGGGCAUCCCCAUGGGCCAGGUCAUCACCUACCCCGUCGACCCCAAGGAGCAGUACAACCACUACAACUACUACCGCCUCCAGCACAACGAGUACAUCGUGUACGAUGCCUCGCAGGUGCGCGUGCGAUACCUCCUCCAGGUGAGCGAUCAGGACCCCAACCGCAACUGA
Messenger RNA from Acanthamoeba castellanii str. Neff, 408 nucleotides. RefSeq names its product NAD(+) ADPribosyltransferase-3, putative. The record is from RefSeq and is a predicted model, not a curated record. The coding region runs from base 1 to 408 and encodes 135 amino acids. The transcript is spliced from 3 exons. Gene Ontology annotation, molecular function: NAD+ poly-ADP-ribosyltransferase activity. NCBI's taxonomy places the organism in Eukaryota, Discosea, Longamoebia, Acanthamoebidae.